Cajanus cajan (pigeon pea) is the source of this 1854-nucleotide messenger RNA. Its product is annotated as Serine carboxypeptidase S28 family protein. The record is from RefSeq and is a predicted model, not a curated record. Gene Ontology annotation, molecular function: serine-type exopeptidase activity; dipeptidyl-peptidase activity. Lineage: Eukaryota; Viridiplantae; Streptophyta; Magnoliopsida; Fabales; Fabaceae. Gene Ontology annotation, cellular component: vacuole. Gene Ontology annotation, biological process: proteolysis.
UACCAUUAAUAACACAACAAUAUCUGCAUGUAUUUUUGCAUUAAAUAUCCAAAAAAAGAUUUUGGACUACCCAGGCCCAAACACAAACCAAAGUCAAACCCCACAUGUUGAUUGUUGACCGUGAGUGACCGAGUCUGAGUGGCACGCUCAUUGAUUGAGAGCUUAGCAAGAAUGGGAGAAGAGAGGUUGAGGUUGAGCACGCUGGUGUUCACUGUGGCUAUCACCGUGCUUUCUCACUCAUCGCAACCACUUGCGUCGAAACAUGCACCGCGAUUCCUUGGAAAAUUCGCGGCAGCACCAAACAGUUCCCAGCCACCGCAAUUCCACUACGAAACCAGAUACUUCCAACAGCGCCUCGACCACUUCAGCUUCUCCGACCUUCCCACGUUCCCGCAGCGUUACCUUAUCAGCACCGAACACUGGGUGGGCCCGCAGCGUUUGGGCCCAAUUUUCUUCUACUGUGGCAACGAAGGAGACAUCGAAUGGUUCGCCCAAAACACCGGCUUCGUCUGGGAAAUCGCCCCUCGAUUCGGUGCCAUGGUGGUUUUUCCCGAACAUCGAUACUACGGUGAGUCCGUGCCUUACGGAAGUGCAGAGGAAGCGUAUAAGAAUGCCACUACCUUAUCGUAUCUCACCGCUGAACAAGCUCUCGCUGAUUUCUCUGUUCUCGUCACUCAUCUUAAGCAGAAUUUCUCCGCCAAGGAUUGCCCCGUUGUCUUGUUUGGAGGAUCAUAUGGUGGAAUGUUAGCUGCAUGGAUGAGACUCAAGUAUCCUCAUAUUGCUGUUGGGGCACUUGCUUCGUCAGCUCCUAUUCUUCAAUUUGAAGACAUUGUGCCAGCACAAACUUUCUAUGACAUUGUUUCCAAUAAUUUUAAGCGUGAAAGUAUCACUUGCUUCAACUAUAUAAAACAGUCGUGGAAUGAGAUUGCGUCUAUAGGACAAACAAGUAAUGGACUUACACAUCUGGCCGAAACUUUCAACUUAUGUCAGAAAUUAAAGAAGACUGUAGAUCUGUAUGACUGGUUGGAGUCUGCGUAUAGUUAUUUGGCAAUGGUGAACUACCCAUAUCCUUCAGAAUUUUUGAUGACUUUACCUGGGCACCCCAUUAGGGAGGUAUGCAGAAGGAUUGAUGAGGGUCCUGCUGGUAUUAGUAUUCUGGAGCGCAUAUAUGAAGGAGUGAAUGUCUACUACAAUUAUACGGGAGAAGCUAAAUGUUUUGAACUGGAUGAUGAUCCUCAUGGCAUGAGCGGUUGGAACUGGCAGGCUUGCACUGAAAUGGUUAUGCCAAUGUCUAGCAGCCAGGAGUCCAGCAUGUUUCCGCCAUAUGAGUAUAAUUACACUUCUUUCCAAGGGGAAUGCUUAAAGAAUUUUGGAGUGAAGCCAAGGCCAAAAUGGAUUACCACAGAAUUUGGUGGGCAUGAUAUCCAUGACACCUUGAAGAAAUUUGGAAGCAAUAUAAUUUUCUCAAAUGGCCUCUUGGAUCCAUGGAGUGGUGGCAGCGUUUUGCAGAGUAUAUCUGAAAAUGUGGUUUCACUUGUAACUGAAGAAGGUGCGCACCACAUAGAUUUACGUCCUUCAACUCAAGAUGAUCCUGAUUGGUUGGUAGAGCUGAGGGAGACUGAGAUAAAGCUAAUAGAAAGUUGGAUAAGUGACUACCACCAGAAAAAUAAAGCUAUGUUCGAUAUGUAACUGAAUCUUUCAACUGUUUGCUUCACCACUGUUCUAUACAGUUCUGUAAAACACGAAUGUUUGGUUUCAGAGAACCUCUUUUUCUUGUUUGGUAUUGUAAUUGUUCAAGACAAUACACGUACAUAGACACAACACGCGCAUGUGAAUAGCAAGAUUUCCGCGUAU